Gigantopelta aegis is the source of this 992-nucleotide messenger RNA. RefSeq lists its product as uncharacterized. Gene Ontology annotation, cellular component: endoplasmic reticulum. Bases 187 to 939 code for a protein of 250 amino acids. Gene Ontology annotation, molecular function: sterol 24-C-methyltransferase activity. The transcript has 5 exons. The record is from RefSeq and is a predicted model, not a curated record. Gene Ontology annotation, biological process: sterol biosynthetic process. NCBI's taxonomy places the organism in Eukaryota, Metazoa, Mollusca, Gastropoda, Neomphalida, Peltospiridae.
GAGAAAAUUCCGAAGAAUGAUAAAAAAAACAUGUAGGCCUAUGCAAUUCUAAUCGUCUUUAUGAAAGUUUACACAAACUAUGAAGCUAUGAAAUAGAAAUCGCCAGGAUUCCUUGUUAUUCCCAUUGACAUAUAAUGUUGCGUUUGAGCCUUUUAAAACUGUGAUGUCUAUUAGACUAUUACCAAUAUGAAGAUGAUACCGUGGAUUCGCAGACAGAUUGCAAAGAAUUUGAGACUACCUCAGAGAGGACUGUUUGGAUAUUACAUAUCGAGAGUUUUUCAGAAGAGGAAUUCUUUCCUUGAGCGAAAUGCUGUUGAACUCUGCAACAUCCAGCCUCAUCAUCAAGUUCUCGAGGUGGGCUUCGGCCCGGGUAUAGGCCUGGAAGAAGCCUAUCGCUACAUAAAAGAUGGUCCAGGAAAGGUUCACGGAGUUGAUCUGUCCGAGUACAUGGUAUCCAUGGCAACUGGCCGAUUACAGCAACAGAUUGACGAAGGGAAGGUUGUUCUUCGUAUGGCAAGUGUCGACAACUUGCCGUACAACACGGACACGUUCGACGCGGUGUACCACUGUAACUCGUACUACUUCUGGCCCGGCCCCCGCGAGUCCAUCAGAGAACUGUAUCGAGUGAUGAAACCAGGUGCAACCAUGGUUACCACUUUGAAUUUGAACAGAAUAAAGAAGAUUGCAAAACAAGGUCUAAUCACAAAUCGAAGCUACGACCCUCUCAGAUUCAUGAUGUGUUUGGAACAGUACGGAUUUGAAAAUGUAAAGUUUAGAUAUUUAACUGUUAGGGGUCAAACAUUCGAGGCGAUAUUUGCUGAAAUAACACAAAAACCUGUUUAUUUUGAUCUAGAUAAAAUUGAAACAGAUGCCAGUGAAUCUAAAGACUGCGAUACACCAGAAAAGACAGUGGAUUUAAAAGUGAAUGAAAAGGUUUGAUGUGCUGUUAACUAGCUAUGUCAUCAUAUGUAUUAAUAAAUGUUUUUAAUAUA